This is a messenger RNA of Saprolegnia diclina VS20, 1690 nucleotides long. RefSeq lists its product as hypothetical. Lineage: Eukaryota; Oomycota; Saprolegniomycetes; Saprolegniales; Saprolegniaceae. Gene Ontology annotation, molecular function: protein binding. The transcript is spliced from 2 exons. Bases 40 to 1566 code for a protein of 508 amino acids. The record is from RefSeq and is a predicted model, not a curated record. Gene Ontology annotation, cellular component: Set1C/COMPASS complex.
CACUUGUAUGGAUCGAGGUGCGAGGGCCACCACAUUGGGAUGAAUGUCGAGUUGGUCAAGGCGGUCUGCCGCCCUUGCCGCGGGGCGGACAGCUUGGGCAUCUGCGGCGGCCGAUGGAGCGAGAUCGAUGGCGCCGAGAAGGCCACGUGCCUGAGCUUCAACGCCUGGGGCACGUUGCUCAGCGUCGGCGAGAAGGACGGCCUCGUCUCGCUCUGGGACUACUCGACGAUCCAAACCAUCAUUCGCGAGCUCAACCCGCGCCUCUACGCGGGGCUGCCCGACUUCAAGCAAGCCACUGUCUGUGCCUGGUCGGCCAACGGCCGAACGCUCGCUGUCGCCUGCGAACACAAGGCGUCCGGUAAGCGGAGCACGCUUCUCGUUUGGAAUGUCGAAAGCUCCGCGCUCGUCGCUGCCGUCGCCCUCGAGUCCAUGAUCACGCACAUCUCGUUCCCACCAAGGUCCGUGUCGCUAGCGCCCUCAAGCCUGCAAGACAACACCCACACGCUGCUCCUGAGCUGCUUCAACGGCGAUGUACUCGAACUUCUCAUAUCGCCGCGCACCGCAGGCGACGAAGCGAUUCCGUCCCCGUUGCAGCUGGUACCGUUCCGACAAGACGCAGCGAGCCCACUAGAGACGCCUGCAGUCCAGUUGCGCGUGCGUCAUGUAGACGUGACGGGUAUGGUCGACGCGAUUUGCGGCGAGUCGUCGGCGACGCCGUCUGUGCGCAACCAGAUACCGAUCGUCCUUGCCAAGUAUGGGCCCGAGCACAUCUACUGCCUCACGAUGCGAGGCCUCCUCGCCAAGAUCGACCCCAUCUCGCUCCAGCUCGUCCACGGUGUACCGCUGCCCCAGGUGCAGCACGUCGACUUGUUUGUCGACGCAGAGACCGUGCUCGUGCCAAGCCUAAAGGGCAUCCACGAGUUUGCCGCAGAGUCGCUCGAGGAAGUGUACUUGUACAACGCUGGCGCGGCCGUCAAGUCGCCGUGGAUCAUGUGCACCAAGUCCCACGACGGCCAGUUCGUCCUCGGGUUGCCGCUGCCCCGGGGCAUCCUCGUCGGCGAAAAAGGCAUGUACCUCUGGAAGCGCCACACGUCGUCGCAAAUGUGGCACGAGACGCGCUUUGGGAUGAACAUGACGGCGAUCGCGUGGCAUCCGGAGAAGGAGUCGCUGACUGUCAUCUCGGCCGCGGGCACCGUCAAUACGCUCGAGAUCGAGUACAAGUCGCCGUGGCCGGGCGCCAUGUACCCCCCGGGGUUCACGCUCAUCACCGACAAUGUCAUCUACGACGAGCCCGAAGACGAGUUUGACACCAACAUCCAGCUCUGCACGCUCGCGCACUGCGAUGCGUCCGAGGUCGUCGACGUCAUGAGUGUCGACGCGCCGCAGACGACGGCGUCGUUCCCGGACGACCUCAAGUACGUACCGGCAUCGCCGCUGGCAACGGGCGAGGCACACAACAUCGACGACGACAGCCAGCGGGACGUCGGCAGUGUCUUUCGACCAAUGAAGCGGGAAAACACGUCGCCGCCCAAAGCUCCGUCCAAGAAGUCCCGGAAAAGCUCCUAGUACACGAUCGUAUCGUCGAGCGGUUUCCGCCGCGUCGUCUUCAUGCGUGCACAUGCUCCGUCAUGACCACCAUACAACCAUCACUAAUCUCUUUAAUCAACAUGUCUUUUUUCUUAGUCGGCAG